AAGCUAAAGUCUUCCCCAAAAGCUCAUUUGCUUCUCAUUGAUCUCUUUAAAGCAAAACCCAUCAAAAUGGAAGAAGAGGAAGACAUGUUGCCACCCUUUUGGCUACAACAGGACGGCGGCCGGCGCCGCCGUCUCCGCCGCUCGUACUCUCUCUUGUUCAGCUCUGGUACUCUUCUUGUAUUCAUCAUUGUCACAGCUUGUGUGAUUGUCUUCAUCGUAUUUCCUACAUUGCGCUCUUUCACUUCUCAUAUAUUCAGACCGCAAUCAGUGAAGAAGAGCUGGGAUUCUCUGAAUUUGGUGCUUGUUCUCUUCGCCAUUGUUUGUGGAUUUCUUAGUAGAAAUAGCAAUGAAACCCCGCGUUCAUAUGAAGAUCGAAGCUUCUCAGAAGCAGCUUCUGCUCGAGAGUAUGUGAAAUCGAAUCCAGAAACACCAACGAGGCCGUGGUAUGAAUAUUCCGAAUCAGAUCGUACGGCGUUUAACAGGUUGAGGAGUUUCAAUUCCUACCCCGAUCUCCGGCAAGAGUCUUUAAGGAUCGCCGGCGAUGAGAGAUGGCGAUUUUACGACGACACCCAUGUUGGGGGUUACCGUGGAUCGGACUUAGAUGAUCAACGGCAGCUCCGCCACAGCCGGGUAAGAUCGGAGGUAGUAGAAGAGGAACAGAGUGUUAUCAAGAACAUAGCCGUCGACUCUUUUGUUGUUCGUGCCAAGGAAGUUCAUAGUGCGGCCCCGAUACGGGAGACGCAACAACCAAAUAUUUCUCCUCAUCCACCACCACUAUCGCCGCCGCAAGUUCAACCCAAUGAAGAUGUUCGAAGAUAUGCAAAGCGAACAUAUCACGCCGCUGGAAGAUCGGGGAUGAUUGAUAAAGAGGAAACAGUUGAAUUGGAAGUCAGAGAAUCCCAACCACCGCACUCGACAAUGGUGACGUCAUCGCCGCAGACAGGUCCGCCCGCUAAAGGUGUCCGAAAAAAUUCCAGGCGAACAUAUCGAAGUUCAAGGCCAGCUCCAAUGAUUGAGAAAGAGGAAAACAGUGAAUUGGAAGUCAGGAAUUUCCCGCCACCAUCACUAUCAAUCCCGCCGCCGCCUCCUCCUCCUCCGCUGCCAGUAUUCUAUCUGUCAUCAGAGAAGAAGACUGGCCACGAUAAGAAAAAAAGAGGGAGUGCGACUAAAGAGUUCUUAACAUCAUUGAGGGGGAAGAAAAAGAAACAAAGACAGAGGAGUGUCGAAAAUUUUGAAAGCAUUCUGAACUCUCAAGCUUCACAACUGCCACCAUCUACGCCGCCUCCCCCUCCUCCUCCGCCGCCGCCGCCACCGUCAGUUUUUCAUAAUUUGUUUUCUCCCAGGAAAACCAGACAGAAGAAAGUUCACUCUGCUCCGCCGCAGACACGAGUAUCAAAAGCCCAGAAACACCCCAUAUCAAAAGAGAGAGAAAUCUUCAACAGCACGGAAGGAAAUGUUUUUACUGGCAAUGAGUCACCUUUGAACCCAAUCCCCCCACCACCUCCGCCGCCGCCGCCGUUCAAGAUACCGGCAUGGAAGUUUCGGGUGCAGGGUGAUUUUGUCAGAAUCGAUAGCGUUAGAAGCUCCCGUAGUAAUUCGCCAGCUAUAGACGAAGGUGUGGACUCGCCAACCAAUCACGAACAGCCUGCGACACCGCUGUUGUUCUGUCCAAGCCCCGAUGUUGAUACUAAAGCUGACACUUUCAUUGCGAGGUUCAGAGCUGGUUUGAAGUUGGAGAAGAUGAACUCAAUGAAAGAGAAGCAGGAUAUAGGGAAGUCCAAUCUAGGCCCUUCCUGAGUGUAGAAAGCAGAGAAUCAACUGGACUAGAGUGAGGUUGCUAAUUACCGUAUUCUUUAAAUAUUUAUACAUAUGUAUUCUUUUGUUCUUUGCUAGAAUUUUCCUGAAUGCUUCAUUGUUUUUGCAUGUACUCUGAGAUCAAACUCCGAGAAUAGGAAGGAUUCGCGAUUCCCUGACAUAGAAUUAUUGAAUUACAUUUUCUUUGGGUAAUGUAUAUGCGUUUGAAAUUAUUAGUUUUGAAUGUGUGAUUGUAAUGUCAUUUAUGCA
This is a messenger RNA of Prosopis cineraria, 2064 nucleotides long. RefSeq lists its product as uncharacterized. The annotation marks the transcript as partial. The transcript has a single exon. The record is from RefSeq and is a predicted model, not a curated record. Lineage: Eukaryota; Viridiplantae; Streptophyta; Magnoliopsida; Fabales; Fabaceae.